AUGCCUUCCCAGAUCCUCAUCACCGAGCCUCACCCAACCGUGGCACCAAACACCUACACCUACUCCGGCCGCGGUGGCGCAGGCAACAUCUUCCGGGCCCCCGUGACGACCCCCGCCGCCGGCAUCACCACGCCAUUCCAGCCUGCCGCCGUCCACGGGCCCCGCCGCUUCUACUCGGGCAUCGGCGGCGCCGGCAACCGCCACACGGCGCAAGAGCAAGCCGUCCGCACUUUCGAGGAGGACUUCAAGCGUCAGGAGGUCCGCGACCGCACCGCCACCGGCCACGUUGGCAUCGGCGGCGCUGGCAACGUCAUGCGCAAGGGCUCCGACGCCUCCUCCGUCCUCAGCAGCGAGUCCUCGACCUCGGAGGUCUCGCUCAAGUCUCUCAAGAAGCGUGGCAGCAGAAUCUGGCGCCGUGUCACCUCCAGGCACAACUGA
Messenger RNA from Colletotrichum graminicola M1.001, 438 nucleotides. RefSeq lists its product as uncharacterized. The coding region runs from base 1 to 438 and encodes 145 amino acids. The transcript has a single exon. Lineage: Eukaryota; Fungi; Ascomycota; Sordariomycetes; Glomerellales; Glomerellaceae. The record is from RefSeq and is a predicted model, not a curated record.